AAAUUUGAAGAUGCUUGAGAGGGAGCUUUGCUUUCUAUUUUAUUUUUGCCGUGAUUAAUAUUGCUGUGAAUUUUAUUUUUAAAUAAUGACUUUUCAAUCAACAUCAAGAAAAAGCAAUGAAUUAAUUGAACCUCGUGUGAACUUUGAAGAUGUUCCAUUACAAGCGUUAAGACAAAAAUCACGCAAUAAAUUGUCUUUACUGCUAAAUUCUGAAAAAAUUCUUGUAACUGAGGAUGGAUAUUAUCGAGAUUGGCGAGGAGUUUUUUCCUUGUCAGGACUGACACAAUCAGAAUUUUCUCUGAUUUCUCAAAGUCAAGAUAAAACAAACAAAUUAUUUGACAUUUGGAUUAAACACACCAAAGACAACAACAAUGAUGUUAAUUUGAGUCAACUGCAAGAAGUGUUUGGUAUCAUUGAUCGCUAUGAUAUUUAUGACGACACAUUAUCAUUAUUCACUGAAGACGCUAAUGCUUUCUUAUCGAAAUCACAUUGUGGUGAUUUUGGUAGCAGAAGCUCUCUAGAGAUAAUAAAAGCUGACCCUGAUAACGAUAUUAUCACUUUGCAUGAUUUGGAGCGAAGAGAAAAAGGAUUACCGUUGAAAAUAUACGAUGCUUUUGUGAUUUACAAUGACAAAGAUGUCGAAUUUGCUUCUGAGUUGAUUGAGAAAUGUGAAAAUAUGGGAUACUCGCUUUGUGCCAAAGACCGAGAUCUUCUUGGAGGAUUGUCUUUCGAAAGCGAAGCAAUACUGGAUCUUCUUUCUAAAAGAUGUAAUCGACUGAUUGUCAUCGUUUCGAAAGCUUUUCUUAAAAGUCCCAUGCAACUUUUUAUUACAAACUUCGCUCAAGCUCUUGGAAUCGAACAAAAAAAGAGAAAAAUUAUUCCAUGUCUCUUAGAACCAUGUCAGUUGCCUCAAAUGCUUAAAUAUUGCUUUGGACUCGAAUACUAUAAAGUUAAUAAGAUGUACAACUUUUGGGAUAAGCUGGAUAAAUCAUUGAAAGAAACGACUGAGGUCAAACGAUCAGCAAAAGAAUUGGAAAGAGCAAACAUAACUGAAAUCGAUGCAGGUUUAAUUAAUUUGAAAGUAAAUAUUCCGACGACUCCGGGGAAUUUCUACGAUAAAGAUCACAAUUAUAAAUUUACAAAUACCCCAACACCCACACCAUCUGAAAGGACAAGUCAGAAGUAUUUCGAAGAAAAAUCUUCACCGGAAGAAAAGAGGCGAAUUAUGCCGCCUCCACCGAAACUCAGACCUGCUUCUUCGAUGCUCAACAUUCAUGAUAACUCUAACAAUGGAGAGUCAACAUCAUUCAGAAAUAAAUUAUCGCAAAGCUCUUUCUUUUUAAAUCAAAGUUCCUCAGAUGCGUCGGGAAUAAAAUCAAAAAGAAAAAAGUGGUACAAAAUGUUCCUUCCACCCUCUGGGAAAUCGUCAAAAGUAAAAACAAUCGAGGAGAAUGAAGUAAAAGUGUCAAAAGAUAAACGACCUUGGUAUAAGAUUAAGAAAAAAGAUAAAUCAAAGGAGAAGAUUGCAAUACCUUGUUAAAUGAAUUAUUCAAUUGUUACUGAAUGAAAUUUGUUAUGUGCCUUUAUUUUUUUACUAAUCAAAACUAUAUAAAAUUUUUAAAAAUUGAAUUAAUCUGUCAUGAGAAUUUUUUCUUCAUCACUGAAAGCUUUUCUUAAGCAGAGAAACGUACGUCAUUACGUCAAAACGUAAUUGUAAGAAAAGCUUGCAAGCAAAAGCUUUCCUGAAAUUGCAAAUCAAUGGAUUUCAAAAACUCUUAAGCAUUAAUUUU
Molecule: messenger RNA, 1790 nt
Organism: Clunio marinus
Lineage: Eukaryota; Metazoa; Arthropoda; Insecta; Diptera; Chironomidae
Source: the annotation of a GenBank genome assembly